This is a messenger RNA of Anopheles coluzzii, 9420 nucleotides long. It is a transcript of the gene pasilla, whose product is annotated as RNA-binding protein Pasilla. The record is from RefSeq and is a predicted model, not a curated record. Gene Ontology annotation, biological process: mRNA splicing, via spliceosome; regulation of alternative mRNA splicing, via spliceosome. The coding region runs from base 2205 to 4667 and encodes 820 amino acids. Gene Ontology annotation, molecular function: mRNA binding. Gene Ontology annotation, cellular component: cytoplasm; nucleus. The transcript has 8 exons. Lineage: Eukaryota; Metazoa; Arthropoda; Insecta; Diptera; Culicidae.
GUACUGCAGCAAACGAGCUCUGUACUGUGAGCUCGAUUCCCGAUGAGUGCUGAGUGCUUUGCUGGCGCGCGCGUUUGUAUGUGUGUGUGGUGGAAAUACGGGAAAUACAAGCGGAAGGGGUAGAAAGUCGCGAGAUCUGACACUCCCGGCACAGGCUCGGCUCAGAACUCGGAUGCCCAGGGUCUAGUGCGCUUUCCCUCCUAAUGCGGUCUCGAGCCUUCCGCACUUAGCCGGUCAUUCUCUCGAGCGCGGGGACAUUCGCAUACCGUCGGUUUCGGUUGUUUGUCGACCGCGGCACUAGCUGUCAAUUUCAUCCUCCGCGAGUGUGGGUGUACUUUAACACUUUGCGUGCUCGUGUGUUUGUGUGUGUGUGGGUUCGUAUGUGUAUGUGUGCCUUUUUUCUGAGACAAAGUUUAAUUACGGCAUGAGUUUGCACCACGCGCACUGUGUCAAUUACAUUACAUCUUCGUUAAGCUGGCUGCGGGCAGCGUGACGUUUGAGAAGUGAACAACUUCACUGCAAAAGUUAGUUGUGUGACGUUUUGACAGACACGCAUGUUCACAGUUCGCGUACAGUAGUUGAGUUGAGUAAAUUGUGCCGAAGUUUUGUGAAGAAACACACGGUCGAGGAUGCAAAUUGGUGAGCAAGGUUUUGCUGCCUACCAAACUCCACUCUCUCGCAACGUUCGCUCGCUCUUUCUCUCAUUAUUGGCCGUUUGCGUGCUUGACUGUUUACGGGUGUGUGUGUCCUUUGCAUUAUUUUGUUUAAACCCGUCCAUGAGUGGCCCAUCGACAGUGUGCUCCAGUGUAGUUCAAGCUAGUGUCCAGACCCUGAACGUGGCGCAUUCGGGAGUGGUGUCAAUAUCAGCCUUCAAAAAGGAACCAUUUCCCUACCCCAAGUUCCAAUUUCUUUUAUUUCCUCCUCCCUCUUUACGAACGUCCUCGGCAAAAAACUAAUCCACCUCCAAUAAAGCUCCCCAUUGCUCUGGCUCCAAAAACAGUCCGUGUUCAUUGUAUCCACAGUGUAAAGUGUGUUUGUGUGUGUGUGUCCCUCUUUGUAUCCCCGAGUGUGUGUGUGUUUCGGUGCAGUGAAUUUCAGUGUGUUGUGCACAGGGAUAUCGUCCGUUCGGUUGCGACACGUCGCACGGCAGUUAUAGGCCGAGGCCGACACAGUGUCCGGAUAGCUGAAUGUCCCUGCCAGCCGUAUCGCUGGUCACGAAAGCCCAAGAUUGCCUACCGCAAAGCGACGAAAGGUGCGCGCGACUUCAUCUCUGCCACCGCCGCCACCGGGGGAAAAUCGAUUCCACCGCAAUCGCAAUCCCUUGUAUAUACCGCGUGUGUGGGCUCCCACUUCUGACCGAUACACGUGCGCGCACCCGCCAGUGGUGAAGCUUAAGAAGAAGAAGAAGAAGAAGCGGCGGUUUUGGUUCGGGAGCGCCACCAGUACUGCGGGCGCUUUUAAGGCUGCAGGUUCGUUGCUGUCGGUGGGCUGGAAACAGUUUUGGGCGAUAGGAACGGUUCCUCGCAGUACUGCGGUAGCGGCCUCAACCUGGAUUCCUUCAUCAUCAACGGUGGUGGUAAUCAACGAUACGCGAACUUCCCCGGCCUCAACAAGGUGUUCCUGGGCGCGCUGCAGCGAUGAUGAAAUGGCAGUAAAUGAAAUGUGACAAAGUUGUGGUUUCAAAAAUUCCUCCCCUCAAUCGCAAAGGGGGCAACGUUCCAGUACACCAGCAAGUGCAAUUACUUUUUUUUUCCGGCCGAGCGUAUUGCAUCACGAAAGCCGAAAGUGAGCUGAAAGUUUUGUACUCCUCACCAAUACACACAUACACACAGACAUAAACCGGGCACGGAUUGCCCUUUGGUUUCAGAACGGCAAAAAAGCUCAUUCCGCCAUCGCCGCUCGUUCGUUAACCUCGCCUCGGGAGGGGUUGGUGCUGGUGCGGUCGUUCCAGUUCCACCGCAAAGCCAAACUAGCUAACAAACAAGCGUGAUACGGUUACGACCCCACACCGGUUGUGCCUUCCCUGCGUGUCGCUGUGCGAGGUUGUUAGAUUCGUCGUACCCGAGGCCUUUUGGGCUGUGCGGGUGCUGCAAGAGUGCGGAAAUAAAGUAACGAAAUCGCGUGUGAUUGCACCUGCACAGGCCUGUGUCUGUGUGGCCUUCCCGAUUGUCCGACCUAGCCGGCCCCAAACCCAAGUCGCACAAAUGUUGAGCAGCGAUCAGCAGCAGCGGCAGUAUGCGGCGGUACAGCGGCCGGACAGUGGGCAACCGCAAGCCGGUGGCAACCACUCGUCGGCGGAAACCUCGCCCGGCCACAGUAACGCGACGGGCAGUGACUUCUUCAUCUUCGACGAGCUCAGCUCGGCACUGACUGAUGAGCGAAACAAUGGCCACAAUCAUCAUCAGCAGCAGCAGCCGCUGCACCUCUACCAACCGUCGCCGUCUGCCAACGGAAGCAGCCCGGCUAGCUCCAGCAACUCUGGCAGCACCAACAGCUUGCUAAGCAAUGGCGACAGUCUAAUGGCACGAAUCAAUCAGCUCAAUCAGCAGCAGCAACAGCAGCAACAGUACGGUGGCGGGAGAACCCGUUCACCCCCGACCGGUGCAACAGUGCCGGUCGACGGCAGCACAAUAGGAGUGGUGGCGUCCUCGCCCACAAAUACCGGUCAGCAACAGAUACCGGUCAGCAACUCCCUUGCACAACAGCACCAGCACAUGCUUGCCGCGUCCGUCGCGCUAGGCCGUGGUGGUGGUGCAUCCUUUGCGCAACGCGGCCCGAUUGAUGCCACCGAUGGCACAACGGCGAGCAUCCAGCAACAGCAGUAUGGUGGCGGUGGUGCUGGUGUACCACAGUUCCACAACAGUUUUGCACAUACUGGACACCAUCAGCAACAGCAGCAGCAGCACAAAGCGGCCUUUUAUCAAAGUCAGCAGCAGCACCAGCAGCAUCAUCUUCACCAUCAGCAGAACAUACAACUGAGGCCAGGUUUCGGUAAGUCCCCCGAUGCGCACAUUGAUCCCAGCAGGACGGUCACACAACUGAACCACGCAAUGGAACUGUUCGAAGCUACGGGAACUACCACCGCCACCACUACCACAGCUACCAAUGGCGGCGGAGACAACUAUCACUUCAAGACGCUGGUACCGUCGGUCGCGGCCGGUGCCAUCAUCGGCAAGGGCGGCGAAACGAUCGCCUCGCUACAGAAGGAUGCCGGUGCCCGGGUGAAGAUGUCCAAGGCGCACGACUUCUAUCCCGGUACCACCGAGCGUAUCUGUCUCAUUAGCGGCACGGUCGAGGGCAUCCUGGCCGUGCUCGAUUUUAUCACCGACAAGAUACGCGAGAAGCCCGACAUUACCAAAGCGCUCACCGAGGCGGACGCGAAGCAGGCCCAGGAGCGCGACAAGCAGGUCAAGAUACUGGUGCCGAACACGACCGCGGGCAUGAUCAUCGGUAAGGCCGGUGCGUACAUCAAACAGAUCAAGGAGGAGUCCGGCUCCUACGUGCAGAUCUCGCAGAAGCCGAAAGACCUGACGCUGCAGGAGCGCUGCAUCACGAUCAUCGGCGAGAAGGAGAACAACCGGAUUGCAUGCAAGAUGAUCCUGGCCAAGAUCGUCGAAGAUCCCUCAUCCGGCACCUGCUUGAACGUAUCAUACGCAGACAUCAACGGACCGGUGGCCAACUUCAACCCCACUGGUUCGCCAUUCGCCGCCUCACAGAAUCCCAAUUUCAGCUCGAGCACCGCCUCACUCAACUCCGCCAUCAGCGGGCCGCUGCCGAAUGCGGCGGCCACCGGUUUGCUGGUCAACGGCACCGGGCUCAAUCUGUCAUUAAACCUAGGUGCACCAUCACCACAGACUAAUCCUACCGUUACCACACAAUUGCUUGAUCAUAUUAAGAGUGCCAUGAGACAGUCCGGCUACUCGGACACGGCCACGGCUGAGGUGCAUGCCGCGCUCGGUGUGCUGGCAAAGUAUGGCGUCCUGGGCAUCGGUGUCGGGCUGCAGAACGGUACGCACUCGACCACGCUCGGCUAUCUGGGCAUGCCGGAGAUGCAACAGUCGUCGGCGGCGGCGGCAGCCGCUGCCUCGGCCGCCACCGGCGUGUACGGUGCCGUCGGUCAGCUCAACCUCGACUCGUACCUGCACGGGGCGGGCACGGCGACGCCUCGCACUACCGCCAUCGAUCGCUACGAUCCGACCACGUUCGAUCCGUUCCGGCAUCCGGGCACGCAGGCGGCGACCCCGAUCUCGAUCAACAACAAUGCGUUCGGGCUCGGCAACCCGAGCGCCCUGAACGCGGCCGCCCAAACGCUCGGCUCGCUCAGCAAGAGCCCGACCCCGGCCGAGAUGACCACGAGCAAGGAGAAGAACGUCGAAAUCCCGGAAGUGAUCGUAGGUGCCAUCCUCGGACCGGCCGGGCGCAGUUUGGUCGAAAUUCAGCACAUAUCCGGCGCGAACAUUCAGAUCUCGAAGAAGGGCAUCUUUGCGCCGGGCACGCGCAACCGGAUCGUCACCAUCACCGGCCAGCAGAACGCGAUCAACGUGGCGCAGUACCUAAUAGAGGAGCGCAUCAGCCAGGAGGAGACGAAGCGGGCGUGCCAGACGGCGGCCAAUGCGGCGGCCACCAACAAAACGUCGGCCGCGUCGGUCGCCACCGUAACGCAAUAGGGGUGCCGGACGGCAACGGGAGCAGUAGUAGCUGCAGCCGCCGCCGCCGCCGUCACGCCCAGCCGCCUAGCCGCGUUCGCUAGUCCUCCGCCCAAGAGCCGCCUGCAGUCCGCGAUUGACGAGUUUAAGGCAAACAUUCAUCUGUACGUAGCGCAUCCUUCAAUCUGAAUCCCGUUUUGCGAGGGAGCGUUGGGAGCGUCCCACUGCGAGGGCACCAGAACCCGUUGGGAGUAUAGGAGAAGUGUGAUAGAGGAAGAGGAGGACGUGGAAGAGAGCGAGAGAAUGUGUGUGCGUGCGGUGCACGGGAGGCAGGAAGGAAACAAAAAAACAAAACAAAUACAGCAAAGGAAGACAUAUUACAGUGUAGGGACAUAUUAGAAGCGAGUUUCGUUUAACGUUAGUGUAACCACUAAUCCACUCUUCGAGCGAGCGAGAAGGGGAGAGAUAGAGAGACGCGUCCGCUAAAUUCAGUUUCAGAACGGGCGAAGAGUGAAUGUCUGCGUGUGCGUGUGUGUGUUUCGUUUUUAGGGCAAAAAAAGUUGUUUCUCGUUGUACACGUACAUCGUUUCAUUCGUACACUUUGUUGUUAGAUUUUAAUUUUUGCGACUCCACCGCCCGCUCUACCACUUCACUUCGUUUCGUUUACGAUGGGGCGGCUAUGUUUGCUCCGCCGAUUGAAGGCUGUGCGGGCAGCAAAGUAAACAAAAAGGAUAAUAUAUAGCGUUAAUAUUCAAAUUGAUUAUGUGAGCGAAGGUAAAAGGGGAAAACAAAUCACAGUAAUAAUCGUACAAUGGGCGUAAAAAGAAGAAGAAGAAGAAGUAGCAGUUGGAAAAAAACAAAUUAUCAAGAACAAGAGUAAACUUGAAAUGAUUUCGCGUUGUGAUAGCGAACAGAGAAACGCCUCGGUCGUUUGAAGACGUAAUUGGGGGUAGUAGUAGAAAGGCUGGGUAACAAAAACAAAGCGUUUAGGUAAAUAUGAAAUGGGUGAAAACACCCAAAAAAAAAACAUACACAUUCACACAAUGCAAAACACACACACAUACACACAAUUUAUUACAAACUACAGCUAUAGGAAAUGUGAAUGGUAAACUAUUGUGUAAUUGUUAUUUUACUAGAUAAAUUUUGUUGCGCGCUAGAAUGGACGCGGGAUAAGCAAACGUCUAAAACAAAACCCCACACAUACAUACACACGAAGUCGUACAUGUAUAAAGAAAUUUUAACGAAGGAAUGAGCUACAGACAGCAACAAAAAACACAAUAUGGAAAGUUAGAAAACAAAAGUUUCACCCUAAUCCUGUGCAACUUCCCGUGUAGCGGAUAAAACUAAACGAAAACAAAGCAUAACAUCACACACAAACAUAAACAUCACACAUCGGAUUGCGAUCACGGGAUGGGACGGGACGCAGGGCAAAGAGAUCGAUAAACACUUUAAUGCAUGUGUGGUUAGGGCGUGGUACGCCACACUGCAAGGCACCCGCCGUAGUAGUAAGAAGGACCAUUUAAUUAGUAGUUAAACAUGUUACCCCUCUCCAAGUUAUAUAUAUAUAUAUAUUUUUUUUUUUUUUUGGUUUGCGUCGAUCGGACAGGAAACCAAUCUUCCUUCCCUUUCCGUUCAAGUUUCGCUCAAAGCGUACCAACCAGCUCGUGCGGGAUGGGAGGGGGAAAAGCCCUCCGAAAAGCGCUUCAUUUGCAUCACACUUUUCAAACGAUUCUCUUGUUUGUUCGUUAUGCGAUCUCUGCUGCUGCUGAUCGCCGCUUACGAUGCCAGUCAUACACGUUUUUGUUUUAAAUAGAAUGUAGGCCGUUAAUUCAAUACCAAAAAACAUAAAUAAGCAUCACCGAUCGAUCAAGCGCAUCGAGACACAUCAUACAGUACGCGCAUGGGUUGUUUCUGUUACUUUAUUUGUUUUUUUUUUUUGUUACACGUUUAUAUUAUUUCCCUAGUGUGCCCGAUUCGAAGACACUGUUAAAGGCCCGCUGAUACAGUGGGCCGUUUCCCCAUUCGCUGAGUUUUAAGAAAAUGUAAAGACUCCCACAUCCCACAUCAUCAACACUUUCGCAACCCAUCGUCAUACCGUAAUUGCUUCACACUCGAUUGUUUGCUCGAUCGAGCAUAGCCACCCGCAGUCAUAAAACUCCCCCACCCAGAACAACCAGCUAGUGUCGACACUAGCUCCUAGUACAGCGGGUUUUGUUUGUAAUUUGGUAGUUACUUUUAUUAAUCUAUAUCGUUCUUAUUAAUUCGUUCUAAAAACAGAGCAGCAGCGAACGCUAUUAGAACGCUCCAAGGGAAGCGUCGGGACAUGUGGAAUAUAGGGAAUGGGAAAGGAAAGUUACAAGCCUGUACAAGCGCGAUGGUAUCCGAACACGCAUGCCGUGGUACGGAUUGGUUUGAGCGUAUCGAUUGUUUUUUUUUUUUUUUUGUUUAGUCGGGACAUUAUUCUAGUGACUUAGCAGUAUAAGUUUAACAGUAGCAUACGUGUUUUUUCCGUUGCUUUCAUUCUUUAUCUAUCGCGUAACACGCAUACGCAACUUUGCCUAAAUGUCGCAAUCUACACGGAACACUUGUGUUUUUUUUACGCAGGAGUCCGUCAUUUGGUCAAGGAUAAAGCAUCAUUGAUUCCUGUUACUUUACUUCACCCACAAACCCAGCGGUGAUCCAGGCCUAAGAAUUUAUUUCUCACUUCCAACGGCUCGUGUACGAUUUGCAUGCUUUAUAACCGUUACCGUAAUGUUUAGUUAACGUAACUUAGAAAGAUAGGAAAGGAAAGGGGCGUAGGAAAAGGGUAUUGGUUCUUCCAUGCAGCAAAGGGGGCAGGAGGGGAGGAGGAGGGGGAGGGAGCGUUUAAUCAAAACAAAAGCGAGGAUCCGCACCGUUUUCCCAGCGCAUGUAGGGCGCGCGCGUGUGUGCAAUAGGUUUUACCCCUUUGUUUUAUCGAUGCAAUCGUUCAUAUCUAUCUUACAUUUGUUUGUAUGCGCUACUACAGAUGUGUAUUUCUUUUUCACAAACCAUCACACAAAUAAGCAUGUUUUAUCUCAAUUUGUUUCCGCUUUGCUUGUGGCAGCAACUAGAUGACGCUUCACGAGCAAAUGCUAGGCGUUUAGAAAUAACCCGUGUGAUGAAAGGGAAAGAAUUAUCUCUCUCUCUCUCGUAAGAUCAACCUACAAAAAAGACGUACCAUCACCAAUUGGCACAGAAACUAGUGCUCUUUUGCCCGUACACAAAGUAGGAAAACGCUCAAAGCAGGAGAAAGCAACGAGAAGGAUAACAACAGAAAAAAAGCAACAGAGAACAGUUUGCUAUAAAGGAGACAUCUGGAGAAGAGGAAAGUGUGAGAACCGAUUUAAGACAUGUCGAACUAUUAUGUGCCACCUAUAUCGAGAUACACACGUUUACGGUGUGUUUGUAAGUCUGAGUGCUUGGGGCCAUCUUCCACUGAAUGUGCCGUCUUUUCUUUGGUAAAUCAACUCAAAAGCCUUGCUCCAUAUCCUUACUCGUGUGACCCAAAUUUGCCUCUCCUGCGGUGUUUUUCCCUACCUUGUGUCUGGGUGGAUCUCCUGUGCGUGUCAGGACGCCUGUUUCUGUUGCAUCUGUAACAUCUGUUUUGCACUAUUUAAAUUCGCAAACUGCUGAUCACACAUCCCGCCACCACGGUUUGUGCAACGAAUGUGGUAUGGUAUGGUGUCCUACAUUUGGGCAACAGCCCGUGCACUCUAGGGAAAGUGGGCACGGAACGAACGUUGAAAAGACACGGGUACCGAGAGGGAAAUGUAGGGGCAAGGGGUUACAUAUACACACUUACACAUCGUACACGUUAAGCUGUUAUAGUGUUGUAAAAUAAUUAUUAAACGCAAACAUUGAUACAUUUCUUCAUUCAGUUACCAUGCCGCUUGACAGUAAGAAGCUAAUGAUGCUCCUGGCGGGGGAGAAGGGUAGGCAAAUUGUUAGUGUAGUGAAUCCUUACGACGGGUUUACAGUUUUUUUGUUCUUCUUCUUCUUCUUCUUCUUAUUGGGGUGGUAGUAUUCGAUACAGCUCCAGCACAUCGACACAUAAGAUUUCUAGUUACAAAACCCCUUGUAUGUAGUGGUCAAACAGUCAAACGCCUGUGAUGCGUGGCACACAUGGCACACAUAAACGUAAACGUAAUAUUACAACUGCAUACAACCUUCCCCACAGUCUCCCACACCUUUCCUACCCCAUUAUAUGUGCAUGCAUACACUCGUAACCCAUCUACUACUAUCUACUACUGUGUUAUGUUUUAUUCAAAGUUUAUCUAUAUUUAUAGUGCAAAUGAAAGCGGCAAACACGACGGGUUUUAGGGCCCUAUCGAUUAACCAUUACACAAAACAAAACAGGAAGACCCUAAAACAAAUAAGCGGGAAGGUAAAAGUAAGCGAAAGUUUAAAAAGAAACAGACAGGAAAAAAACAGCGUGGCAAGAUAACAAAAACUAGAAAAUAAAGAUAGAAAGGAAGGCAGGUCGCGGGCGGAAGUAGAAGAUUAAUAAAUUGAAAUGGAUUGAAUGAACAGUAAAGCGCUGUUUUGGUGUUUGCAAAACGUGACGAGUGGACCGUAUAACAUCAAACAGCACGCCAACAAAAGCAGAGUGAAGUGAAGAAAGUAAGCGAGGAAACAACCCAAAACAAAACAAAAAAGAGGGAAAGGAAAUGAAAAGGGAGUCACUCCCACAAUGGUAGAAGGUUUUAAGAAUGAAAUUAAGCGAAAAUACACAGAACAUUACGAGACAAAUUAA